Molecule: messenger RNA, 471 nt
Organism: Oikopleura dioica
Lineage: Eukaryota; Metazoa; Chordata; Appendicularia; Copelata; Oikopleuridae
Source: the annotation of a GenBank genome assembly
AUGAGAAUUCUUCCUAUUUUGACAGUUUUUGCGAGCGCCUGGGAGACUGGCGUCAGCUCGGUCGGAAUGGUGCAACAGAAGCCCGUUUCUGUCUCUAUCGUCGGUCGAAAAAAGGCGAAGAAACAGAAGGCGGUGAUCGAUGAUAGCGGCCUCUUUGGCAACAGCAAGGGUAAUGGGAAAAACAACGACAUCGAAGAACGAGGAACUCACCAAUGCGGCGGUGUACGCAUCCCUUCCAUUGAGUGCUCUGAUGGAAACUGCGAGGAGGGAUUUCCCCGGUACGAACGACCUUGCCACUUUCCCACUUCAGACAUGGGAGGCAAGUUCAAGUGCCGAAUCCUCUGCGGCGCCGGCUACGUGGUCGAGGACAACGCGCCGAAGAAAAUAAAAUGCAUCGGAAAUAAGGCAAACGGCUUCCGCUGGAAGAGAACAAUCAAGAACAACAUCGUCAAAUGUGUGCCCAAGAUGUAA